AAGCGUGAGAGUCACGCCAGAGGCGUGACUGUUGGCAACCCUGCAGCCAAUCGACUGAGAGGAAUCAGCAGUCGUUCCGAUUGGACCACCGACCACCGGCGGUCACAGAUCUAACGAGUACGUUUAGUUACUGUUAAAAAACCGUUCGGAUGAAAGACGUUUCCGAGACUCAUCCUACAGUAUCUGGCUCUACAGGAGAAGAAUGGCAGAGUUUUUCCCUGGGAAAUCUGCGCCCAUCUACCAGUCCACCCCCAAACCCGGGUCCUCAACCUCCAGACCUGGGUCCGACCUCCUGGUCCCGCAGCCCGCCGAGAACCUCUCCAUACAACACGGCACCGGGGACCAUGUGAUGACCAGCGAAGGCUCAGGCGUCAUACUGGACAUCUCCAGCAUCCCCGAGCAAGAGCCCAGCCCCAGCCGUAAGAAGCCCAGGCUGGGAGCCCCCCAGACAGCCUCCUCCUCCUCUUCCUCCUCCUCCUUCUGCUCCCUGCCGUGGUCAGACGUGGAUGAGCUCGGGAGACGAGCCCAGGAGCUGGUGGAGAGGAUCAACCAGAGCCGGGACCGCGACCAGGAGAUCAUCUGCAGCUUCCAAGACCAACUGCUGUCAAAGGUGGGGGACGUGUGCCAGCAAGUGAAGGAGCAGCUGUUCUCUAGCUAUGAGGAGCAGGGCCAGGGCUUGGAGCAGCAGCUGCAGGAGCUGUCCCGGGUGCUGGAGAGGAGCAGCUCGCUGAGCACCGAGCUCCAGGAUGUCAGCACCACGCUGUCUGUGAUCAACACCGGCCUGCUGCACAGCCCCCGGGCCCUGAUGGAGCCAAGGACAAGCUCCCGGGACCACCCAGACCAGCCCAGUCCUCUAGACACCACAGACCCCCUUUAUGCUGAACCAGGUCCGUGAGGAACACAGGAAGUCCAUGUCAGCAGGUGGCGGUUUUGAGCUGGUAGUUAUGUUCAGUUAAUAUUUGGUGUUCUGGUAACCAUCAUUAAUGUUCACUCUGGGUUUGACAGAACCCUAUUUGUUGUGGUUAUGGUUGUGAACUUUAAAUGUUUAAUAUUAAAAUGUCACCCUGCUCAACACAUCACUUGUUAAGUGUAAGCCCUGUAAGUCUACAAUGGCAUUUUAGUUCAUUUAAAAACAAUCUUGGGAGCAUUUUGUUUACUUUCCAAAAAUUCCAUGGUUUAUAUCAUAGGUCUGACUUUUGACUGUCAAGAACAGUGAGUCUUUUCAAGUGUAGUCAAAAAAUAAAUCAUUCUUGACCAAAUUUUGUUUGAGGUAAUCUUUAUUUUAAAUUGUAUAAAAUCGUAUCUAAUGUGAGAUGAAAACAUGAGACACGUGGACAUUCAGGGUAACCAAACGUCUGACUCAAUGAGAUGACUCGGAAACAUAAAUAUGCUUUUAUUAGGAGCUCUGAACCGCCGUGACGCGCCAUGCAACGCACGGCCAGUAAAGGUGCAGGCCACCCUCACAGGCAACAGUAACACAGGGACUCAUGCGGGGUACAUCUCCCUAAUAAGCAGAAUCAGACGCACAUUAAAAAGGUAGGUGUGAUUAAAAAGGGCCCUCAUUUGACCAACAGGUCGGAGAUUUAAUAAGCCAUCACAAGCCGUCGGUGUCCAAAGUGAUGUAUGAUGGAUUGAUCCAACUGCCGCCGUAUGAGCUGGUACAGUCCAGGAGAGGAAGUUGAGUGGGGAUUUGAUCUAUCCACCAUAAUUCUGGGUCUGUCCUGUCAUGACUCAUCCCCCUCACACCUGUGGGUCGAUUACAUACCCUUUAACCCUGGGCUUUAGCACUGAAAAUCGAUCCGCUGAAUUGUGCUACUCAUUCUGGAUCUAAAUAAAUCCAUUAUCGUUUCACCUCGUGGAGAACUGUUCAUUCCGUACAUUCUAUUCAACAAGUCCGCCUCUCCACCAUGGUGUAUUCACACUCACUUAGAUUCUUGACUUGUUAUGGGUG
This is a messenger RNA of Gadus macrocephalus (Pacific cod), 1951 nucleotides long. RefSeq names its product synaptonemal complex central element protein 2 (gene syce2). Gene Ontology annotation, biological process: synaptonemal complex assembly. Gene Ontology annotation, cellular component: central element. The record is from RefSeq and is a predicted model, not a curated record. Lineage: Eukaryota; Metazoa; Chordata; Actinopteri; Gadiformes; Gadidae. The transcript has 5 exons. Bases 203 to 895 code for a protein of 230 amino acids.